GCCGCCAGGGAGAAGGAUGUGGAGAGAUUCUUCAAGGGAUACGGCCGCAUCCGGGACAUUGACCUGAAGAGGGGGUUUGGGUUUGUGGAAUUUGAGGAUCCGAGGGAUGCAGAUGAUGCUGUCUAUGAAUUGGAUGGAAAAGAGCUUUGCAGUGAGAGGGUUACAAUUGAGCAUGCAAGAGCACGCUCUAGGGGUAGAGGCAGAGGGAGAUACUCUGACCGUUUUAGUAGCCGCCGUCCACGUAGUGACAGGAGAAAUGCCCCACCUGUAAGAACAGAAAACCGCCUCAUAGUAGAAAAUUUGUCUUCCCGAGUCAGCUGGCAGGUUUGUUGA
Messenger RNA from Cariama cristata (Red-legged seriema), 333 nucleotides. RefSeq names its product serine/arginine-rich splicing factor 5. Gene Ontology annotation, cellular component: cytoplasm; nucleus; ribonucleoprotein complex. Gene Ontology annotation, molecular function: mRNA binding. The record is from RefSeq and is a predicted model, not a curated record. The annotation marks the transcript as partial. Lineage: Eukaryota; Metazoa; Chordata; Aves; Cariamiformes; Cariamidae. The transcript is spliced from 4 exons.